CUCCAGCGCCAGCUCGAGAGCCAGCUCCAGCGUGCGACGCCAGCAAACUUUUUCGCGAACCCGCAUUCGGUCCUUAGGUCGCGCGGUGCAGCCUUAUCCCGAACUUCAGCCUCGACAUUCCCAAUCCAACCCGCGCUUCCUCACACUCCGGUUGUGUUUGUCUCGCACUCGCAUUCGAUUCGCCCGCCACUCAUCCGUACAUUCGGGCUCCCUUUUCUGCCUUGCCGCGCCCUGUUUUCGCCCCUGCUUGUCAUACUGUCGCCCGGCCAUUGCUUUGCUGCAUACUGUUGCAUUUUCUCUAUGUUGCAUUUGGUGCUCAUCCGUGGACGCUGGUCAUCUUCCUGCAGAUGGCCAGCGACGGUCAACAUUUCGGCUGCCCGUUAGGUGCCAUAGUGCAGUCUUACGCCAUUUACAGCUCAGACAUAUUCAACCCAAUGUUUGGUUUACUGGUAAACUUCUACCGGUUCUGCAGAAAGAAGACCGAGCGAAAGAUUACCAUAGCGUUGCUAGGCCUGGAUAAUGCAGGCAAGACUACUCUGCUAAAUUCAAUACAGGGCGAGGUCGACAGGGACACGACGCCCACUUUCGGCUUCAACAGCACCACGUUGAAUGAGGGCAAGUACAAGAUUGAAGUUUUCGACCUAGGUGGUGGCAAAAACAUUCGCGGCGUGUGGAAGAAAUACCUCGCCGAAGUCCACGCCAUCGUCUAUGUGGUCGACGCCGCGGACCCUGGCCGCUUCGAGGAGUCCAAAAUGACCAUGGCGGAGGUGCUUGAAAAUCAAUUUAUGCGGGACAAGCCCAUCUGCAUCUUCGCCAACAAGCAGGACCUGCCCACCGCGGCCCCGGCUGCCGAGGUGGUGAAGGGGCUUGGGCUAGCAACCUGCCGCAACAGCCACAACGUGUUCCCCUGCACGGCCAAGAUGCCUGCGGGUCAGGACGUUGACCACCGCCUGCGUGAUGGCCUUAAAUGGCUGGUGGGCACCGUUGACCGGGAGUUUGGGAGGCUGGACCCUCGCGUGCAAACGGAGGCGGAGGAGGUGCGGCAGGAGGAGGCCCGCAAGAAGAAGGAGCGCGAGGAGCGCCUGCGCAAGCAGCGCGAGGAGCGUUUACGGCAGCAAAAGGAGGAGGAGGAGCGGGCGCGGGAGGUGGAGAAGGAGAACGAAUUGCACGAUGGCAAGGCGCCGUCGCUGCUGGCAGCAGGUGGCGGUGUGGUCGGAGCCGCGGCGGCGGGCGUCAACGGGGUGAUGGUGGAUGAGCAGCAGGAGCUGCGGCCGCCUGGACAGCACCAGGAGGCCCCUGAGGCAUUGGGCCUACAUAACGGGCUGGCGCUGGGACUGCCGCACACGAUCGAGAGCCCGGGCAAGUUCCCGCCUCCCCCGCGGAGACCUCUGGAGGCGCAUCCGGCGUCCGACCUACGGCUAGUGGCGCCAGACCAGGGCGUGUCAUCAGCCAGCGGAGGCCCUGGGCUUGGCGCUAUGCCAUCGGGCAGCCACGGCGGCGGCGGAGUGCCUCCACAGCCCGCGUCUUUGCCGCACGUGCGUGCCGCGCUGCCGCCUCUACCACCCUCGGCCCCACAGCCAUCAGACGCGGGCGUAGGAAGUUCUGGCUCCGCGUCACGGCAUCCAGGAGCGCACUCAUCAUCAGCAGCAGCACCACCAAACGUGGCUAGCGGCGCUGCAGCGGAGGACGGGCCCGAGCCGGACGCGGCCGGUACAGCUGCCGGAGAGGCGGGAUCCGGGUCGGUAUUUGCUCCGCGCCCUGCGUCCGCGGGCGGGGGCGGCCCUGGCAGCCGCGGCUCGGGUUCGGGCAUGACGCCGGAUGCUCGUGAGCUCGGGAGUGGUGGCGUGGAGAGCGGCGAGGGCACGCCGGCGCGCCUGCGGGCGGGCGCGCAGCAAGCCAGUGAUGGAGGGCACGGCAACAGCAAGGGCAGCUUCAGUUUGGUGCACACCAGCAACAAGGUCGUCCCGGUGGCUCCGGAUCUGCGAGCAGGCAUCCCGGGAGCCCCCAAUGACGCAUAGUCGGUGCCACACCUGAACGCUACUACUUUGCUGGUUUUGCAUGGCCCCGACAUCCUUGCUGCGGGUGCGGUAUGACAGCAUGCAGCAUUUUAUCUGCGGUGUUGGGGCGCAGCGGCCAGAGAGCAUGUUUUGGUGCGGGUGGUUGCGGUGUCAGUGAAAGUGAUGUCGGUCUUGCGCCGGUAUUGGUACCCAACAUGGAAUGGUGUCACCUGACCACUGGCCGGCUGUGCCCAGGGGUGGCUGUGCUUUUAUUCAUGAUGCUCUGCAUAAUGUUCGGGUGUGGGGCCUUCGUCGUUGCAAGUUGUGUUUGGACAAAGCUGCACGGUGGGGCUCGGAGCAUAUUUUUGGGCUGAGCCCCCUGAGCGAAGCGAUCCAGGGGGGGCGAAGCCCCCCAGGAUUGCCCCUGUCCGUGCCUGCCUGCCUGCCUGCGUUGACAAAAAGUGCCAAACUGGUGCAAACCGCGAGCGCCACGUAUUAUAAAUUGCUAUUCCCUAUUGUAGAAAAAUAGGCGGCAGGGAAAACUAUCGGAACCUUCGGCCUCAGACGGAGGACGUGGCGUGGCGGCACAGCCCACUUUUCCCUUGCAAGGGAGAGCCACCUUCUCUUGUCAGUAAUCGGGCAACGCUAUGCCCUUGAUGCCACCUGUGAAUGAGCAUGAGGUCAGUGAAUGCACUCUGGUACAAGACCAACGGAGUCAUGGGCUGGGAGAUUGUUGUCCUUAUACAGUUACUUCCUUACCCCGACGAGUGCACCCUGCGGUGUGUGGAACGCAACACGAAGACGCCCAGGCAGGCCACGGGUUUGACCGCCACCCACACAUGCAUGCGUUACCUCCCUUUUGGAGUCCAGCGAUUAACUGUGCGAGACUCAAGAGAUUGACCUUCAGCCAAGCUUCGGCCUGUCAGUGCCUUGUCACGGGACUGGCGUGGGAUCACCUGUUCCGAGCUGUAAGCAGCGCACAAG
Molecule: messenger RNA, 2981 nt
Organism: Chlamydomonas reinhardtii
Lineage: Eukaryota; Viridiplantae; Chlorophyta; Chlorophyceae; Chlamydomonadales; Chlamydomonadaceae
Exons: 3
Coding region: 348-2018 (556 amino acids)
Molecular function (GO): GTPase activity; GTP binding
Source: RefSeq, a predicted model, not a curated record